AUGGCACUCGCCGCACCUUCGCGUUCCGACAACCUCGUCAAGCAUGCCAUCCACCGCCGCAACCAUGCGGAGAUUCCGGCGACAUCGACCCGUGAUGCCCCAGCCUCUGCCUGUACUAACGGCAUGCCGGCCUCCAAGCAGCAUCCUGCAGGCUACCCGAUCGACGACUACACGCUGGUGACUCCGGAUUCCAAGAACUGGACCUCGUAUGCGGUUGCGAAGGACUGGUACAGCGACCAUUUCGUCUCCGGCCCACACGCAAUGAGUUUCAGUCAUGAGAGCGACCCGUAUGGCCCGUUCAAGUGUCAGUACACGUGUAACGCUGAACCCAACUGCAAUGCCUAUUUUGCGUGGUACGAGAACAUCGAGACCAACAACGAACACAUCAACUGUGUCCUGUUUGAUGCCGUUAUUCCGACCUCGAUCUUUGUUGAGGCCAACGGCACCAUUGCCUCGGGCGCCUAUGACAGACUCUGUAACCACUCGUCCUAG
Molecule: messenger RNA, 492 nt
Organism: Thermothelomyces thermophilus ATCC 42464
Lineage: Eukaryota; Fungi; Ascomycota; Sordariomycetes; Sordariales; Chaetomiaceae
Exons: 4
Coding region: 1-492 (163 amino acids)
Source: RefSeq, a predicted model, not a curated record